Messenger RNA from Amorphotheca resinae ATCC 22711, 633 nucleotides. RefSeq lists its product as hypothetical. The record is from RefSeq and is a predicted model, not a curated record. Lineage: Eukaryota; Fungi; Ascomycota; Leotiomycetes; Helotiales; Amorphothecaceae. The transcript is spliced from 3 exons. Bases 1 to 633 code for a protein of 210 amino acids.
AUGGCAGGAUUCAGCGGAGCUUUUCGCACGUCCGUGGGCCGCGAUGACUUUCUCCGAUCCGCCGAAGAUGAAGCUUACACGCAAAGCAUCAUCGCACGGUUGAUGGGGACAGACUGGUUCUCUCGUAAUGAUAAUGUCCGGCUGGGUGGUUUGCGAACAGCCUCUGCCCUUGGGGGACUUCCGGAUAGGGAUUCUCUCAAUAUGGGGGAUGUUAUCAGGAAUGAGGAUAUUAGACGGAUCAAUGCCGUUGUCCAAAUUGCCAACGGCCAGGUUACGCCGAACAUGAGAAACGCAGAGAUCCACCCUAAGUUGUCAACAUCUGAUGGUCGUUUCCCAAGGGAAUUCGAUAUCCCGAGACGAGUUGAUGAUUUUUUGACUAUGGAAAAUAAUUCCAUAGAUCGGAUUCUAAUUGCCUAUGGCCUCCCUCGCGACACCUCCUCGUUCCGCAGACCAACACCCCUCUUACAAAAUCGCGAUUUCCUCGGUUUCAACCUCGAGGCGGCGAGAGAAGCAAAGCUCUUGACAUUAUUCGAGUAUCUGGGCCUGGACCUUUGUAGUGAGAGGAGAUUAGGCGGUGGCAUGGGUAGGUUUAGUGGUGGUUUAGCGUGCGGGAAUAGGGGUAUCGGUCUUUGA